CGCUCCCUUUGUCACGCUCGCAUCAAUACCAAUUGAGCCACAUCCCUCUCGAGUAAAGUCCACUGCAUCUCAAGCGUGUACAAACUACAACGCAAUUCUUCUCAUAUCUGAUUCAUUGGCUCGUUUUGUACUGUAAUCGAUGAUGGCUACAUCAUCUCAGUCUGCGAUGGCGGCACCUGCUUCGGCAGGACCUGAGUCUAGUGCAGUGGACUUCUCACACCCCGUGGUUAAGACUCUAAGCUCCUUGUCUGGGUGGCAAGUCAUAAUCACGGCUUUCUGUUUGCUGGUGGUGUACGAUCAAGUCAAAUACGUUUACCGCAAGGGAGGCAUUGCCGGCCCAUCAUGGAAGAUCCCGUUCAUGGGACCGUUUCUUCAAUCUGUAAAUCCCGAGUUCGAGGGAUACCUGGCGAAAUGGGCCAGCGGACCUUUAAGCUGCGUCUCGAUCUUUCACAAGUUUGUUGUCAUCUCCUCGAACCGUGACUUAACACGUAAGAUCUUGACUUCUCCUGCAUUUGUCAAGCCAUGUCUGGUUGAUAUUGCCGAGAAGAUACUUCGUCCUAGCAACUGGGUUUUUCUGGACGGCAAGGCCCACAGCGAAUAUCGCAAGGGCCUUAACGGUCUUUUCAGCCCAAAGGCACUCGAAACAUAUCUUCCGGGCCAGGAGGACGUGUACGAUGAGUAUUUUGACAAGUUUUGUGAAACUUCCAGGAGCAGCAAUUAUCAACCAGUCCCUUUCAUGUCAGCUUUCCGAGAAAUCAACUGCGCAAUAUCUUGUCGCACAUUCGUUGGGAAACACUUGUCAGAAGAAAGUGUAGAUCUUAUAUCCAGUGAAUACUAUAAGAUCACUUCUGCGCUUGAGCUGGUCAACUUUCCCAUCAUCAUUCCCUUCACCAAGGCUUGGUACGGGAAGAAAGCAGCGGACAUGGUCUUGGCAAUGUUCGAAGAAUGCGCAGCCAAAAGCAGAAAGCACAUUGCUGGCGGAGGGGAAGUUACCUGCAUCGUGGACGGUUGGAUUAAGCAGAUUCUUGUGUCGGAACAAUACCGGACGAAGGUGGCGAACGGCGUAGAUGUUCCGUCUGAAGAAAAGCCCACCAUGAUAUUGCGCCAAUUCUCAGACACGGAGAUUUCUCAGACCCUAUUCACCUUUCUUUUUGCUUCUCAGGAUGCGUCGAGCAGCUCCACAACGUGGCUUUUCCAGGUUCUAGCCGACCGACCAGACGUGAUGGAACGAGUGCGCGAAGAGCAGCUUCGCGUGCGGGACGGAGACAGAAACAGGCGAAUCGACAUGCAAAUGCUGCAGCAAAUGACAUAUACUCGAGCUGUCGUCAAGGAGAUUCUUCGUUACAGACCGCCUGUCAUUGUCGUUCCCUAUGCUGCCAAGGAAAACUUUCCCAUAUCUGAGAACUACACCGUACCAAAGGGAUCUAUGAUUGUCCCAUCCUUCUAUCCAGCUUUGCAUGACCCAGAAGCGUAUCCGAACCCGGGCGAAUUUGAUCCUGACCGAUGGAUAACUGGUAAUGCCGACAAGGCAGUGAAGAAUUGGUUGGUCUUCGGCACAGGUGCCCACAUGUGUAUUGGCAGAGAUUACUUGCUACUGAACAUGAUGGGAUUGAUUGGCAAGGCCUCCUUGUUCCUUGAUUGGGAGCACGAGGUUACCCCACUGUCGGAGAAGAUCAAAGUCUUUGCAACUAUUUUCCCAAUGGAUGAUUGCCGGCUGGUGUUCAAAAGGCGGGAAUAGAGAGGACUUCUAGCUGAAAAAAUCAUACGAUAGACCCGUCACCCUUGCUUCUAGUCACAUGAGAGUAAUAAUUUUAAUUAUCGCAGAGGGCCAGGUAAGCAAGAGGGUGGUCGUUGAAUGUAGAGAAGACGGUUUGUUGAUGGGAAGGAGACAAAAGCUCUUCCAAGAGAGUGAUGUCUUCAGGUGUAAAAGUAUAGUGUCAAUGCGAGAUAUAUUAUAAUAUCAGAGUGAUAUGAGCCGAACGAGGCGCUUGCCCGAAAUGGUGAAGUUGGCAAUAGCUCA
Xylona heveae TC161 is the source of this 2020-nucleotide messenger RNA. Its product is annotated as sterol C-22 desaturase. Gene Ontology annotation, biological process: sterol metabolic process. The record is from RefSeq and is a predicted model, not a curated record. Gene Ontology annotation, molecular function: oxidoreductase activity, acting on paired donors, with incorporation or reduction of molecular oxygen; iron ion binding; monooxygenase activity. The transcript has 5 exons. The coding region runs from base 140 to 1738 and encodes 532 amino acids. Lineage: Eukaryota; Fungi; Ascomycota; Xylonomycetes; Xylonales; Xylonaceae.